Molecule: messenger RNA, 914 nt
Organism: Verticillium dahliae VdLs.17
Lineage: Eukaryota; Fungi; Ascomycota; Sordariomycetes; Glomerellales; Plectosphaerellaceae
Product: short chain dehydrogenase
Exons: 2
Coding region: 128-838 (236 amino acids)
Source: RefSeq, a predicted model, not a curated record
ACCGCAACAGUCUUUGACCUGCUCUCUCCACUAGUUCCUGCCAAUCCCGAAUCAACACCCCAUUACAUCACCAUGGCACCCAACCAAAGGAUUAUUCUCGUCACUGGCGCCAACUCCGGCAUCGGCUAUGACACCUCCUACGCCCUCGCCAAAACCUCGCCAGGCAAUCACGUCAUCAUGGGCGCCCGUUCCAGUGUCAAGGAAGGGUCUUGCAGCUCUCGCCGAGAUCCAGGCCCGCAAGCCUGCCGGCACACUCAGCUUCCUCGAGCUCGACAUAACCUCCGACGAGUCCAUCCAAGCUGCCGCGCAGAAAGUGACGUCCGACUAUGGCGUCCUUGACGUACUCGUCAACAACGCUGGCAUCUCCGGCAAGGACGAAGUCUCGCGCGAGAACUUCCACACCGUCUUCGACACUAACGUUAUCGGCACCAUGCUGCUGUCCCAGGCCCUAGAGCCUCUGCUGCGGAAGUCCCUCCAUCCUCGGAUCAUCAACGUCUCCUCGAUUCUUGGCUCCAUCUCGCUGCGGAACGAUCACUUGUCGGCAUACACCCAGGUCACGGGUGAGAUGUAUCGCGUCAGCAAGGCGGCGCUGAACAUGGUGACCGGGAUUCAGGCCUAUCAGUAUAAGAAAUGGGAGCAACCAGCGAAGGUGUGGUCAUUUUGCCCUGGGUUCGUGGUCACCAACUUGACCGGGGAGGAGGAUAGGCAGAACAGAAUCAACCAGGGGGCAGAGCCAUCGGAGACGAGUGCCCAGGGCAUAGCGGAGAUUGUCAGUGGUGAUAGGGACGCCGAGGUGAACCAGUUCUUGGCCAAGCGAGGCGAGGUCUUGCCGUGGUAGUUCUAGGGUCGUUCAAGGCCGGUGUGGGUGGACAAGUCAGCUACAACGAAUAUGAAUGAAUCUGUGAUUACCUUUU